AAUAGAUUUGACUGAUUCCCGUCUUCAGGUCAUUGAGGAUGCUCCUUCAGAACUCAUAGAUGCUCUGUAUUCGACAGCAGGUUCAGAUGGGCCUCUUAUCAUAACAGAAGAAGAAAAUGCCACAGUUUCCAGGGUUGUUGAUUGUCCAAGUGAAUGGCAGUAUGCUGCUUUAUUUGUUGAUGAAGAGCUCAGUGAAAGCUUUGAAGAUCCAAUACCCCUUUCCACUGGUAGUGAAACAUCCCACCAUGAACGUGAUGGUCUCAGAUGACUAUUUUUAUGCGGGUAUGACUAUUGCAACAUCACUGGUUCAUGGAGGACCUGGCCCACAGUUCUUAUCACCAGUACUUUUUGAGGCGCUUUCAAGUACACCCGAGUCCAUAUUUGUGGCAGGGCAAGAUAUCCCUGAUAUGGACAUAAGGAACUAUCUGGAGAAGCUUCUAACUUACCAGGAUGAACAUUCAAACACAGCAAACUUAUUUGAACCAAUCCAAACUCUGAUACAGCUGGCUGGAACACACAAAGUUAUCCGUAAUGCUGAUGAUUAUCGCAAGAUUGCUGAAGAAACUGCACAUUGGUACAUUUUUGGAAGAACACAGGCAGCAUUUGAGAGGUACACUCAUUCUGCUCAGCCCUGCCCUGUCCUACUCGGCCAUGUGCACUUGGCCCCCUACAUGGCUCUGUUCUGCCCUUUUCUGCCCUGCCCCGCUCUGCUCGGCCAUGCACUGCGUUUGGCCCUGCUUUUAAUUCUUAUUAAACAAUGCAAAGCUGCAAUGUAG
This is a messenger RNA of Acipenser ruthenus (sterlet), 776 nucleotides long. RefSeq names its product G2/M phase-specific E3 ubiquitin-protein ligase-like. The transcript has 4 exons. Lineage: Eukaryota; Metazoa; Chordata; Actinopteri; Acipenseriformes; Acipenseridae. The coding region runs from base 117 to 776 and encodes 219 amino acids. The record is from RefSeq and is a predicted model, not a curated record.